UCCUCUUAGGAGGGGGCGCCUUCUGGCUGGCGCCCGUCUCUGGCGUCCCAGGGUUGGGCCAUGCCUACAGGCUCCCCAAGUAGAGUGCCGGAGCCUCGGAUGGAUCUGAGGGAGCUGCAGCUGGAGUACCGGACGGCGCCGGCGCCGCCCCGCUCUAAGCGGCGUCCCCGAGGUGAAACUUGCCCUUCGCUGGAUAAUUCCUCCGCUGCUGAAGAGGAAGAAGAGGACGAGGACGAGGACGAAGACGAAGAAGACGCGGAGGACGAGGAAGACGAGGAGGCGGUGGCGAGCAAAAAGAAACGCACGAAGGGAGGCUCCGGAGCCGGAGAAGGCGGCAGGGUUAAAAAGCAACCGCCGGCGGCGAGUCGCAGCGCCUCCGGUUCGACGCCGGAGUGCAAGCAAUCGCAGCGCAACGCGGCCAACGCGCGCGAGCGAGCCCGCAUGCGCGUCCUGAGCAAAGCCUUCUCGCGCCUGAAAACCAGCCUGCCUUGGGUGCCUCCGGACACCAAGCUCUCCAAGCUGGAUACGUUGCGCCUGGCCUCCAGCUACAUCGCCCACCUGCGGCAGUUGCUGCAAGAAGACUGCUACGACAAGGGCUACGUGCACCCCGUCAACCUGACUUGGCCGUUUGUGGUUUCAGGAAGACCAGAAUCCACACCAAAGAUGUCCCAACAGCCAGCAGAUUAUGUGGAACUACAGCUUAGUUAAAGACUGCUCUUGCUGGAUGUGCUUACCAAAUUACAUUGUCUUCUAUCGACCAAAGCAAACUGAAACAAUGAAAAACAAUUACACUGUGUUUAAAUCCUCCAUUUCUUCAGUUGGAAAGAAAACUGCACUUAAAAUGUAACGUGUAACAUGAAGUAGGAAGGAGAGCUCUCCAAAUUUCAGAUAAAAUGGUAGCUUUAAAAAGGCAUUUUUGCAUCAUUUUCUAAAGAACAGUUCUAAAACUUUUUGACUAACAAAAGACAUGGAGGCGGAUAACUAUUAAAAUUAAUAGCAUGAACCAAAUGAUAGGUUAUAUGAAGUAACCUCAAACAGUGUUAUUUGUAUACCAAAGGAAAAUAGUAUUCUAGACUAGUCCCUAACACAAAUUUAUAAUAUAUUUGAUCUUAUGUUCUUGGCAGCUACGCAAUAGUAAGACUACUUCUGUCACCUUAGACAGUUUCUUUUUAAAAAUCAAAGACAAAAAGAUUGUACCUGGUUGUUCCUUCAUGGUCUAUUUCACAAAAGUGUUACAUCAGAUUACUUGUGUUUAAAACAAGUGUAUACACAGCCAGGCAAUUUGUAGGCCAUGGAUCGAAGUCAUAGGCAUAUUCUUGUUAAAUUGAAAAAAUUGAUUUUACUCCUGUACUGUACUACAGAGUUUGAAAUGUGAGCUUGCCUUAUUCUGAAAUAAGCUUUUUAUUUAUGUCUAGGAUAGUUAUAUGUAAGUUGGCCUUUUAUAUCACAAGUGUUUUGUCUUGAGCUUUUCUGGUCCUAUAGAAUGUUAACUUUAUACUGUUCUAUAUGCAAACAUUAUUAUAAAUGUAAAUAAUUAUAUUUUUAUACAUUAUAUUAAAACCUUGAUUGCAAUAAUAUUUUGAGUGGUUGGUGAUAGCUGGAUAAAAAUCAAUACUUUUUAA
Messenger RNA from Pantherophis guttatus, 1622 nucleotides. It is a transcript of the gene MSC, whose product is annotated as musculin. The record is from RefSeq and is a predicted model, not a curated record. Gene Ontology annotation, molecular function: RNA polymerase II transcription regulatory region sequence-specific DNA binding; protein dimerization activity; DNA-binding transcription factor activity, RNA polymerase II-specific. Lineage: Eukaryota; Metazoa; Chordata; Lepidosauria; Squamata; Colubridae. Gene Ontology annotation, biological process: skeletal muscle tissue development; regulation of transcription by RNA polymerase II.